AUGGAGGGCACCGUCCUUGUUGUCGCCAUCAUUAUCAUCAUCUUCGCCUUUUCCCCUCUCCUCUUCCCCCUCAUUUUUCACCUUUCCAUUGUCGGCGCUGUGGCUGUCAUCGCCACGCGGUGCGGCAGUCUCGUUGCUGCGUUGCAGCUCCACCCACUCCUCUUCCGGCAAGGUGCGGCGGCGGCGGCCGCCGCGGAGGAGGCGGCGCAACCCCCCAAUGGCGCCUGUAGCUCUCCUGCGGCACUUUGGAAGGUGUCGCGGCACGAACGUCGUCACCGUCACGUCAUCCAAUGCAGCCGCAGCACCGACGGAGAAGAAACGCGAUAUAUUCUGCACACUGGAGCGGUUGUUAUCGCACUCAAGGAAUACUGUGAGACGACGCGCCGACACGAGGCACUGCAGCAGCGCUGA
This is a messenger RNA of Trypanosoma grayi, 411 nucleotides long. RefSeq lists its product as hypothetical. The record is from RefSeq and is a predicted model, not a curated record. Bases 1 to 411 code for a protein of 136 amino acids. The transcript has a single exon. NCBI's taxonomy places the organism in Eukaryota, Euglenozoa, Kinetoplastea, Trypanosomatida, Trypanosomatidae.